This is a messenger RNA of Blastomyces dermatitidis ER-3, 381 nucleotides long. RefSeq lists its product as uncharacterized. Gene Ontology annotation, molecular function: protein heterodimerization activity. The coding region runs from base 1 to 381 and encodes 126 amino acids. The transcript has 3 exons. The record is from RefSeq and is a predicted model, not a curated record. NCBI's taxonomy places the organism in Eukaryota, Fungi, Ascomycota, Eurotiomycetes, Onygenales, Ajellomycetaceae. Gene Ontology annotation, cellular component: FANCM-MHF complex.
AUGACAGAGCAAGAAAGUGAUUCCGUGGCCCUUGAAGAGCGCCUGAAGUCGGCUCUUUGGCUUGCAAUUGGUAGAAUCGUGGACGAUGAAACGAUCAAGCUGGGUGUUGAUGCCACUCCACAGUUUAUAGGGGCACUGACGGAGAUGGUUUGGGCACAGAUAGGUAAAAUCCCUCCCACUGUCCUAGGUUAUCCUUGCCGUGACGUGAAGGAGAUUUCAGGGGAGCGUUAUAUCCAUGCUGAUGUCAAGUUCAGAGACCGUGGGACAAGACCUGGAGGCAUUCGCCAAACAUGCGGGACGGUCGACGAUCAACUUAUCCGAUGUGAUGCUUCUGGCACGCCGAAACGAAGGCUUGGAAUCAAUAUUGAGAGCAUUUGUUGA